AUGGCUCCAAAUUCUCCAAUUAGUCUGGGCAACCGCCUGGAAACCACAUCGACUGAGACCCGUGAUGCAAAUCAGAAGCCUCCGACAGAAGAAAGAGCAUUAGCCCAAGCCGUCAAACUAUCUCUCGAGGAUCAAGCAAAGAAGCAAGCAAAUUCUCCUGGAGCAAUGAGGCGCUUUCCCCUCUCCCGUCACGAGGCUGCGGUAGAUCUCGUUUUGAGCCUGAAUAAUGAAUUCACCAACUUGGAUGAUCCGGACGGCGAUACCGUCAUCUACAUCGGGCCGCCUCCUCGGAUGCCAGAGCAAACUGAAAAGGAAUAUAGCUACAUCUCCAAUCAUUUUGACCAAGUUCAUAUUGUCAAGAGCACCACUCUGAAGCUCAUGGGCGAUACUUCCAGAUUUAGUGACAAGGACCUCCUAGGCCCUAAAUCUGUCCGUGCCGAGAGAAAACUACGAAAGCUUGGUGUACUCAGCAAAGCAGAAGCGAGGAAGGGUGGGAAAUUCAAAUAUUAUAUAGACCUUCGCCCGCCCAAGGAGGAUGAAGAGGCAGUCAUUCUCAUCACUGAUUUGACCUGUACUAAAGGCGUUCUUGCUUGGCAUCUGGCUAAGGAUAAAUACGAUCUGUCUCCCAUGGCUGUCUCCGGUCACGAUGAAUUCGGAGUUCAAUCUCCAUUGCUGCCAUCGUCUACGAAUGCAACCUCUUCAGAACCAAAGACUAGUGACAAGACGAACUCCGAUACAUCCAAGGAAGCUUCAGCCGACAACAGCCCCAAGCAAGGGAGCCAAGAUCCACCACCAAAAGUCGCGCCUGAGUACUCCCCUCUCCGUCAUACAUCUGCUAUUGAGCGACUUGUACAUGCGAUUCAUGGCAACAAUCCCAAACUCGAUUCCGCACCAAAAGUCUGGACUUAUUUUGCUGUUGCCAGGUAUUUUGGCUGUGCCCAUAAUGAGCGCAUUUCGGGCUGGAUCACGACUUGGAUCUACACCCAGAACAAUGUCAAUUUCAUUCAGAACAACCCGGAGGUAGCCUAUCGGAUUGGAAUGGGUAUUCGAUCGCCUGAUCUCGUCCAGGAUGCAUUUUCCAUUCUCGUAGGGGAGAGAGCGCUUCUUGAAGCUUACGGGGAAUUUAAUGCACAAAUAUUCUCUCCCCUUGUCAAGACGGUCCAUGGGCGCAAGUUGGAGCUUCUUGACGAUGAUGAACGUAAUCGAAUUGAUCACGCUGCAUCGUCAUUUGUCCGACGAAUUCGUGGCUUGGUGGUUUGGCUCUGUAGGGAUAUGGGAUGGCUUCGACAAAGCAAGGAGUACGCAAAGCUCGAUCAGCUGGUCGGAAACACUGCAGAAGAAGUGGAGAUGCUGGAGUCAACAAAGAAGCUCAUCAAAGACUAUGUCCGUUCCAGGAUUUAUUAUGUCCUAUGCCAGGAUCAGUAUUCUUUUGAUGAGAUUGAAGCUUCCCCGGCGUCGACCCUUGCGUUCCGAUCGGCCACCGACGAAAACUAUGUCACCGUAUACAACGGGCUGAAUCAACCCAUGAGAGUGUUCACCAAGUCGUUUUGGCUUGCCUUGCAGCGCACGCAGUUUGACACGGGUCUUACUAACACUGGGAAUGAGGGUACGACCGGGCGCUCCAACGAAACUCGUUACGUCCAGGGUCUUCGAAGCCUAUACGCCGACGAUCCACUCAAUGGGAUCAUCUCUAUCAGUCGAGUUACCUUCGACCACCAAGUGAACAAUGUCAAUCGGCUUUUGCAUUUGCGAGAGACUAUGAACAGAGAGGCCAAGGGUAAGGGUAAAGUUCUUUCUUACCUCAGCCAUGAGCCUGAAAAUAUACUAGAUGGUCCAGAAAAUAUUCCUCUUGGUUCACUUGCCAUCGGAAGUCCAAGAUCUGGAUCUGACAGAAAUGAACCAUCAUUCCCUGAUGGAUCUCGGGCAAAGUAUCGCAAGAUCCUUGAGUCGGAUGACAUUAGUCAUGCCGUCUCGUCUUCAGUUGACGCAGACAUCUCGGCUCCGGGGCGAAACAACUCUGCUACCAAACCGAGCACCCAUGGGCUUGCCCCUGUGGACAAGUUCUCACAUACACGAGCUUGUGACCUCCCCGUUCUUCCCUUGAGACCAAAGCAGUCUGAAAGCUUCAACCGUGAGAAGGACUAUUUGGAUAAUCAAUUCUCUCACUCCAAGGCCGAAGAACAAGAGGUUCUCCUUCCGCCUAGGAAAACUUUGUGGGCCAUGGCAGGCAGAGAAACUAUCAUUGAACAGUCUCUCCGUAUUCCAAAGGAUGGAAAGAGUGAACCUUCGAGCUACUCACAUCAACCCUCCUUCUCAAAUAAAUACUCUAAUCAGUGGUGGAGUAAUUGGGACGAAUGGGACUCUCCGGUUGCAUCUGAACAAAGGAAUAAGUCAACUACUCUCAGCCCCAAGCCUCUCAAUUUUAAUAAGCCAACCAACAAGAGCCCCAACGCAGUGCUCACGGGCUCCGACUUUGUCGAACAUGGCUGGGAGAAAAUCCAUUCAGCGACCAUGCUCUAUGAAAUUGGAAAGCAGAUAUCAAAUAUCUGCUCCGGUAUUUUAUACCCUCCGCAUUUGUUUCACCAAACAGGUUUGCUGCCCACAGACCUAUUCGACAACCUCCUGUGCCUUGAUGCGAACGAGUUCCAAUACCUUCCACUCUGGGUACCCAACGGCAAUGAUGACGGCAGUGGAGGAGUGUUUGAUGAAUGCCCUGUUCCGAACCUCGACCCUACAAGUUCCAAAUAUGAGCCUUUUCCCGCCGGCCAGAUCAGAGUUGGCUAUGACAAGGCAGACUCAGAUUUCGACGGCUCCAUUGAAGACGUCGCUAGCCAGGCUAUCAGUACCGUUGGCAAAGCAAGUAAGCUCGCAACAGAUGGCACUGAGACAAUCAAGAGUUUGUCGAGCAUCAGCGUCGGUGAGUUCGCUGCGACGGAAACUGCACUUGUGAAUGAUUCGAGGAGUGUGGCGUCCGUCGUGGUGGCAAGUGUUAUAAGCGAUGAGGAGAUGGUUUUGGAUGCCGACGCCGAUUUGGAUCACGCCAACGGCCUCGAUGAUGACGACGAUGACACCGACACACUUAGCGACGAUGUAAACGGGGAGAUGUCGGCAAGUCUCCAAGCUUUCCUUCAUUCUUCUGAGGAUACCGAAAGUUAUGCAGAAUACCUUGCUGCCAAUGCCAGUACCAGUUCGCUUGAGAGUGGUCUGGCCCUUCGCUCCAGUGACAACAGCAUGGGAAAGGGAAAAGGCAAGGAAAUCCGUGACGGACCCCAAGGGACAAAGACCCCAGUCAAGGAUGAUGAUGAUGAUGAUGAUUUCGAAUUUAUAUGA
Messenger RNA from Rhinocladiella mackenziei CBS 650.93, 3330 nucleotides. RefSeq lists its product as uncharacterized. The record is from RefSeq and is a predicted model, not a curated record. The transcript has a single exon. Bases 1 to 3330 code for a protein of 1109 amino acids. NCBI's taxonomy places the organism in Eukaryota, Fungi, Ascomycota, Eurotiomycetes, Chaetothyriales, Herpotrichiellaceae.